UAACCUCAAACAUUGAACGAAAAUCAAGUAAAAGAGUGAAGAGUGUGAAUUUUGUCAAUUACGAAAAUAAAGUGUUAAUUAUAGUGCUUAACAUUCCGAAAAAUUCUUUCUAAAAAUUAAAAGUGAAAAUAGUGUUUAAAGGAUUAACUUUUGUAAUCUUCUGUGCAUAGAUUAUGUUUUGUAGUAAAAAGUAAAACCCAAACAAGGAUUUUAAUUUUUUUAUUUAUUAUAUAAACAGUGUAUUUCGAAAAUUAAAAUUUGUGAUCAUGGCAUCGAAAAGAGAACGUCGUGCAAAUGCAGGAAGCAAAAUGGCAAAACUCCUCAACGAAGAGGAGGAGGAUGAUUUUUAUAAGACGACUUAUGGUGGCUUCGAGGAAGUCGAACAGGAUAAUGAUUACAUGGAAGAAGAUGAAGGAGAAGACGAAGUUGAUUCGGAUUUUAGUAUCGAUGAAAAUGAUGAGCCAGUAUCAGAUGCAGAGCAGGAAGGAGGUCCAAAAAAGAAGAAAAGAUUGGUAACAAAAGCGUACAAAGAGCCCAGCAAAACUGUUUCUGCGCCAGCUCAGUCAACACCAAAAGUAAAGAAACCUAAACCAGCAAAACGGGAUAGAUCUUCAAUUGACAGUACAGAAAGAAAGUCGAUUCGUCGAUCCACUGCCGCAAAAUCUGCAGCAACACAAAAACGCUUAAGGGAAAGAAAUGAAGACCAGAAAAAGAAAGUCAAAGUCGUAAAACAUGAUACGUGGAAACCUACACAAGAAGAACUAUUGGAAGAGGCCUUGAUAACCGAGAAAGCUAAUUUAAAAUCUCUCGAAAAGUACCAAAAACUGGAGAAUGAGAAGAAAAAUAUAAGAGCGGUGCGAAAGACAAACUUGACUCCGAUGAUUCGUUACCAAUCUUUAUCGAUGCCAGUGAUCGUUCUCUCUGAAUUUUCGAGCGAAAAAGAGGAAGAAAAAAUAAAUGUGGAUGUAGACGAAGAGAAAAUUUCCGAAGACAAAAUUUGCACACGAUCUACAACGAAUGAUGUAUCAAGUUCGAAUGCGAAUUUGAAAGAACCAUUGACAGUGGCAAUUAAUGGGCAUUAUGAAAGGACUUUUAUAACUUUUGAGAAUGAACAACUGUUCACGGAUGCAUUCAAGAAAACUCCGGCGCCAAGGCCUACUCUAAAAUCACUGUGUGCAAUCACAAGACUUCCUGCUAAAUAUAUGGAUCCGAUGACGAAUCUACCUUUCAGAAAUGUGCAGACAUUCCGAUUAUUACGAGAAGCUUAUUAUCAGCAAUUGGAGGCCCGAUCGGAUAUAAAUGACACGAAUUUGAGUCCAAGUUUACAACGGUGGCUCGAAUGGAGGCAGAAAAAUACUCACAGUUCCCAGAGGAACAUCAUCCGUUUGGAAUCUGCGUCCGCACCGAUUACGUCUUAGCUGUUUCUUCUUUUAAACGUGCCGAGAAAAUCCAUUAACAGUAUCUUUAGCUAAUAAGUUUAAUGUUUAAUUAGUUUAAUAUGAUAAGCUUGUAAAUAAUUAGAAUAUUAACUGAUCUUGAAUAAGAAACACAUAUAUUUAAAUA
This is a messenger RNA of Belonocnema kinseyi, 1563 nucleotides long. RefSeq names its product vacuolar protein sorting-associated protein 72 homolog (gene YL-1). The transcript has 5 exons. The coding region runs from base 267 to 1418 and encodes 383 amino acids. The record is from RefSeq and is a predicted model, not a curated record. Gene Ontology annotation, cellular component: nucleus. Gene Ontology annotation, molecular function: ATP-dependent H2AZ histone chaperone activity. Gene Ontology annotation, biological process: regulation of DNA-templated transcription; chromatin remodeling. Lineage: Eukaryota; Metazoa; Arthropoda; Insecta; Hymenoptera; Cynipidae.